UGAAAUCAUAACUUCGAAUAUGUGAAUAUGGAUGCUGAUGAGCCGCAGUCUAUGCUGUGGGGUCUGGACCCCGUCUUCUCCGCAUACUCGAGACUCUACAUCACUGACAUCCUACUGAUGAAAGAGUCCAGACAAGUACCUGGUGCUUAUUUCUACAAGACUCACCCAAUCUUCAAGGUGGAUGUACUGGGGACGGUUGUUUACAAGCGGGAGAGAGAAGAUUUCUACUGCUAUGGGGUGGAUGAUAGUACUGGUGUCAUAAACUGUCUUUGUUGGAAAGAUGAGAAAUGUAGUGAUCAAGGAGGAUCAACUAAAUCUAGAGAUCCUAGCGGAUCCUCCAGAGGAUUUAACAUUGAAGAUGAACUCAAACGGCUGACGGAGGCUGAACAGAAGAGCACUGUGCUGGAGAUCGGAGACCUGCUGAGGGUACGAGGAACCGUCAAAACCUCCAGGGAUGCGAGGGAGAUCAGCGCCACCUCCUUCUAUAAAGUAAAUGACCCUGUGAUGGCGGUGCAUAUAUCGCGUAUGCUGGAAAUGCCUCAGCUGUACAGAAAGUGCUAUGAUCAGCCGUUCCAGAAGACAGGAGAUGACCUGGGCGGCACAGAAGCAGGUGGUUCCUCACGUUUCCACUAUUUGCUGUCUCGGUCCGUUCUCAUCCUUAAGGAGUUCUUCUUAGAGAAAGAGGUUGCCAGGUUUCGUCCAUACGAUGUUGAGUUCCUUUUACAUCAGUUGAUCCAGAGUUCUUCAGCAGAACAGGAGUCAGAUCAGCCCGGGACGUCAUUUGCCACACAAAUUCGAAACCUUCUGAAAGAGACUCUGAGCGUUCUCCAGGAUGAGGGACAAAUAUUCCGGAAAAUACGGACACAGGAUGAAGUCUACAAUGUAACAGAGCAAGACAAAGAUCUUCACACAGCGAUCAAGGAUGUUUUACGAGAGGAUACCAAACGGGAAAAAUAUGCUGAGAAAGGAUGCCAUGUCCUGCAUAUUUUGUCCAGCGUGAGUACAGCCAAAAUCUGAGUAGAGAGAUGCUGGAGGUUGCCCUGACAUUUUUAGAAUGCAAUAGUGACAUAAUAAGCACAACAGAAGCAC
This is a messenger RNA of Sinocyclocheilus rhinocerous, 1089 nucleotides long. Its product is annotated as CST complex subunit STN1-like. Lineage: Eukaryota; Metazoa; Chordata; Actinopteri; Cypriniformes; Cyprinidae. Gene Ontology annotation, molecular function: single-stranded telomeric DNA binding. Gene Ontology annotation, cellular component: CST complex. The transcript has 9 exons. The coding region runs from base 28 to 1017 and encodes 329 amino acids. The record is from RefSeq and is a predicted model, not a curated record. Gene Ontology annotation, biological process: telomere capping.